AGCAAACGCAACCCCGUCGGAGUCGAGCCGAGACCUCGAGAUCGAGCCGAGCGGCGUGGCGAGAGGGGGAGGGGCGGCACUGGCGAACAAAACAGGCCCCGGCCCGCCGGGACAGGGACUUCCGUGGUUUGGAGCGCGUCCACGUCGCGCGCCCGCUUGGAAAACCUAAGCGCAACCGGGCUCAAAUCCGAAGCGGGGAGGGAGGGGUGAGGGGGCCGAAAGCUUGGCUGAGAUUCGCCUUCUCGCGGACGCCACUAGCGCGAGUGAGCUCGGAGCGAGGAGGGAGUGUGCGCAUGGAGGGGGACGACAAGUCGGCGGUGGUGGGCGGGGCCUACUGGGGCCUGGCGGCGAGGGCGUGCGACGCGUGCGGCGGCGAGGCGGCGCGGCUGUUCUGCCGCGCCGACGCGGCGUUCCUCUGCGCCGGGUGCGACGCGCACGCGCACGGGCCCGGGUCGCGCCACGCGCGGGUCUGGCUCUGCGAGGUCUGCGAGCACGCGCCCGCGGCCGUCACGUGCAGGGCCGACGCCGCCGCGCUCUGCGCCGCGUGCGACGCCGACAUCCACUCCGCCAACCCGCUCGCGCGCCGCCACGAGCGGCUCCCCGUCGCGCCCUUCUUCGGCGCGCUGGCCGACGCACCCAAGCCCUUCGCCUCGUCGGGCCCACCUGGUGCCGGUGCCCACGGCGGUGCGGCGGCGGCGGCCGACGACGACGGGAGCAACGACGCCGAGGCCGCGUCGUGGCUCCUCCCCGAACCCGACCACGGGCAGAAAGAUGGCGCUGUCGGUGCAACUGGCGUGUUCUACGCCGACUCCGACCCUUACCUCGACCUCGACUUCGCGCGCUCCAUGGACGACAUCAAAUCCAUCGGCGUGCAGAACGGUCCGCCCGAGCUCGACAUCACUGGCGGCAAGCUUUUCUACUCCGACCACUCCAUGAACCACAGCGUCUCAUCCUCGGAGGCGGCGGUGGUGCCGGACGCGGCGGCGGGCGCCGCCCCGAUGCCGGUGGUGAGCAAGGGGCGGGAGCGGGAGGCGCGGCUGAUGCGGUACAGGGAGAAGCGCAAGAGCCGGCGGUUCGAGAAGACCAUCCGGUACGCGUCCCGGAAGGCGUACGCGGAGACGCGGCCGCGCAUCAAGGGCCGGUUCGCCAAGCGCAUCCCUGGCGGCGCGGACGCGGACGCGGACGGGGAGGACGAGGAGAUGUACUCCUCCGCCGCGGCCGCCGUCGCCGCGCUCAUGGCGCCCGGCUCCGACGCCGACUACGGCGUGGACGGCGUCGUGCCGACCUUCUGAUCUGAUCGGAUCGGUGGGCGCCGCGCCAUCGCCACGGCGACCAAUCCCUGUGUACACUAGCCCUCCUCCUCGUUGGGCCGUAAUUUUGUUGCAUGCAUUUCGCGCGCGCGGGAAAUGCUCUCUGUAGCAUUAAUUAAUCGAUUGUACGAUUAUUACACGGAAGCAAUCCGGACUUCCACUCCUCCCUCCUCUGAUCCUCCUAUCCUUGCAUGUAUAUUAUCAUCACAUCACGAACUGCUGCUGCUAAUCUGCAACUGUAAUUUUACUAAUGAAUCAGUAAUUAGCCGUUGCAUCAUCGAUCGCAUUAAAGCUUCUCAUGAAUUAGUGUCUUCUGCUUUGUUUGCUGCUGGUUGGUUGUAGAACAGUGUCGCCAUUAGAGGUGACGCGACGGGAAGGAGGACAGGAAGGAGGUUAGGCCGUCUUUCUUUAUUGUGCCAUAUCUGUUUCGAUGUUGCCGUUGGUGUGUUUAGUAUCUUUCAACCUUUGUUAUUGGCACACUUAGCUACGUACUGUCUCCUUUUUGUAGCCUGGUAGAUUUUUAUUUGUUUGGUUGGCUGCCUUUGUUGGUUAAAACCACUAGUGAGAUGCAAUAUCCAGAACUCCGGGUGCUGGCGCGGAGUAAACUUUUUUUU
This is a messenger RNA of Oryza brachyantha (malo sina), 1924 nucleotides long. Its product is annotated as zinc finger protein CONSTANS-LIKE 3-like. The record is from RefSeq and is a predicted model, not a curated record. NCBI's taxonomy places the organism in Eukaryota, Viridiplantae, Streptophyta, Magnoliopsida, Poales, Poaceae. The transcript has 2 exons. Gene Ontology annotation, biological process: regulation of flower development; regulation of photoperiodism, flowering. Bases 294 to 1292 code for a protein of 332 amino acids. Gene Ontology annotation, molecular function: zinc ion binding; protein binding. Gene Ontology annotation, cellular component: nucleus.